Messenger RNA from Cyanistes caeruleus (blue tit), 2009 nucleotides. Lineage: Eukaryota; Metazoa; Chordata; Aves; Passeriformes; Paridae. The record is from RefSeq and is a predicted model, not a curated record.
AUGGGGACGUGGUGCCAGCUCCCCAUCCCCAUGUGCCCCUCUGGAGCUCCCCCUCCCCAUGGUCCCCAGCCCCCUGCCAUCCCCCCGGGGUCCAGCUCUGCUGUGAUUUGCUGGGGUCACCCCUCACCCCCUCACCCCGCUGUCCCCACAGCCGCGCUGUCGCCCUUCGCGGUGACGCGGCGCAUCGGGCACCCGUACCAGAACCGGACGCCGCCCAAGCGCAAGAAGCCGCGGACGUCCUUCUCCCGGGUGCAGAUCUGCGAGCUGGAGAAGCGCUUCCACCGGCAGAAGUACCUGGCCUCGGCCGAGCGUGCCACCCUGGCCAAGGCCCUCAAGAUGACGGAUGCCCAGGUCAAGACCUGGUUCCAGAACCGCCGCACCAAGUGGAGGCGUCAGACGGCGGAGGAGCGCGAGGCGGAGCGGCAGCAGGCCAACAGGCUGAUGCUGCACCUGCAGCAGGAGGCUUUCCAGAAGAGCCUGGCGCAGCCGCUGCCGCAGGACCCGCUCUGCAUGCACAACUCCUCGCUCUACGCCCUGCAAAACCUCCAGCCCUGGGCCGAGGACAACAAGGUGACGUCGGUCUCGGGGGUGGCCUCUGUGGUGUGAGGUCCCUGGGUGCUGCUGACGUGCCAGGAGGUGGCAGUGGGAGCCCCCUGGGCUCUGAGCCUGGACCAUGGCAGGGAAGGGGCUGCAGCUUCCUGGGAGCUCCCCACUGGCAGCCCCCUCCCUGCCACGGGGAGCCCCCCAGGACCACCCAGGAGGGAGGCCGUGCCCCUGUGGUUGGACUCAAAGCUUCACCAAACCCCACCUGGAGCACUGCUGGAUGUAGCCCCCUGUGUGGACCCCCAGGAGCCCAGGGCAGGGCCCCCAUGCCCUAUGGACCUCUGCAGCCCCCUGUCUGACCCCCAGGAGCCCAGGGCUGGGCCCCAGCACCCCAUGGAUGUCUGUAGCUCCCUGCUCAGACCCGUGAGAGCCGAUGGCUGGGUCUCUACACCCCACGGACACCUGCAGCUCCCUGCCCGGACCCCUGGGAGCCCAGGGAUGGGCCCCCACACCUGGCAGGGUUCUGCAGCUCCCCCACCAGCACCUCCAUAGGUCACACUGGCUCCAUUUGGACCCCACAGCCUCCAGCCCACCUGGAGCAGGGUGGGGCGUGGACCUCCCAUUCCUGGUGCUGGUGCUGACAGCCGGGUCUGCACCGCCCGCACCACUUGCCUUAUUCCGGUCGGAGUUUGCCACCUCCGGCUUCCAUCUGUGCCCUCCAGGCUGGGUGAAGGACUUGGCCACCCCGGCCUCACCCCGUGGUGGGACAGACAGACCCCCGGCCCCCCAGCCACUGCUCUGUCAGCUCCCUGAGCCUGGACGUGUCCUUGCAGCCCUCCGCCGUGGACUCUCGGGGUGCCCCCCGUGCCGAUGGAUUGCACCAGUCCCUGACUCCCCCGGGACUGCCAUCACCUCCCACAGACUGAGCCUUGGUGUGACCCACAGGACACUCGUGGGGUGCAGAGGGGCUGAAUCCCCCUUCUUCCGGCAAAUCUCUGCACCCCCUCCCCAGUGACCCCCUAAGUGGGGCUUCCCCCCGCCGGAACCAUCCAGCCCGACUCCAGCCCCUGCUGAUGAUGAUGAUGAUGAUGAAGGGAAUGAAGGGGAUGCGGGGGGAUAACAGUGGUGACCUUGACCCUGAACUCGACCUUGCCCCCCACCCCGCUGCUAUCCACGAUACCGCAGCCCCUCACCCCACUUUUGGAGGACAGGCUUCUGCCGGCUCCCCCUCUCUAUUGCUACCGGGAGGAGUCGGACACCCGGUACCGGCGGGAUUGGCUGCGGUUCCGUGACGCGGAGGGGUGGAACCGCAUUACCACCGGGAUGAGUGCGGCCGAGGGCCGGCCCCGGUGCCGGUGGGGCGGCGGCGAGGCGGUGCUUCGUGCCCGUGCUGAGGCCGCCGGUUACCGGAGGCUGCUGCGAGCCCGAGCCGCCGAGGUGGAGGCGUUGCGGGGGGCGGUGGGCGC